UUCAGCACUUACAGUUGAUGAUAAUAUAUUUAACAAAGUUUCUAAUGAAUCUUUACAUUCAAAAAAUAAAAUAUCAACCCCUGACAACAAUUUAAUAUCAAUUUUAAACAAACAAAUCAAAGAUAAAAUUAAAUUUAUGAAAAAAAAUAAGGAAAUUAUUAAAAAGGAUAAUGAAUUUAUCAGUGCUAAGAUUAUCAAUAAUGAAAUACCAAUCCAAAAUAAUUCUAUGACAAUCAAUUCAAGUAUCCAGAGUAUAAAUAACAAAAUGGAAGAAGAUAAUAUAUCAUACACUUAUUUAGACACUUCAAAUAGGAUUUCUACAGCUAGAUCAAAAAAGACAAGAAUUGAUAAAAAGUGGAGAAAUAAGAAAAAGAGGGAUUGCAAUGCCAAUAUUGAAAAUAUACCAAAUAAUAAACAUAUAAUAUUCUCAGAUUCUGACAGUGAAACAAAUGAAUCCAAUCUAAUGCAAUCAAUGAAAAUCAAAAAUCAUGUAAUGAUUUCAAAACCUGAAUUUUUGAAAAUUGAUGGAAAUAAUGUUGAUACCAAAAAAAUUGAUUAUAAGGUAAUUAAAGAGCUGAAAAAUGAGACAUCAACAAAUUUACUACAAAAAAUUGCCAAUAAAGAAAUAUGUCAUCAUAGGGAUCAAGGUUUCAAUAAAUAUAGAAAGCAAUCUCAUAGGGAUAAUCCACUAAAAGCAUAUCAGAAAAAUGAAUCUUUUGUUUUUAAAAAUAUUGAUGUUGACAAACUUCCCGACAUUCCGAUAACUGAAUUAGAUUUUGAAUGCUAUGAAAUUAUAUUGAAAGACUCAGAAAUAGAUCCAAAAAAUAAUCAGGAUUUAACAUCAAAUAUUUUACAAACUACCAAGAAACCCAACAUUGUUUCAAAAUUACCCAUCAUAGUUGAUUUAGAUUCACCUAUAAUUGAUCCUAUAACUGAAGUGCCAAAUAUUCAGAAAACACCUAGAUUGUUUGAUAAUUCUUUUAAUAGUCAAAAAAAUAAAACAAUUUAUAAUAAAUUUGCUGCUUCUAAUUCACAUCACGGUAUUCAAGAUAUCCAAAAAAAGAUUACAAACAAAGUAACUCAAAAUGGUCAUCAAGAAAAUAAGCAACCUCCAAAAGCAGGCGAUAAGAUUAUGUACAAAAUUCUUGAACUAGAUGACCACUAUAAUCCCAUUGUUUCCGAUUUUAAGGAGGCAAUCAUUUUAGAGUAUGAUCCAAGUAACAAUUCUGUUGAUCUAAAGCACACCUCUCAUACUGACAGCAGAAGAAGAGGAAAAUUUGAAAUUGAAUCAGAUGAAGAAAUUUUUUCAAAUGAUAUGGAAAUAAUUAAAGUUGAAUGGGAACGAUUGAUUGAGCCACAAUUGGUUCAUUAAUGACUG
Messenger RNA from Gordionus sp. m RMFG-2023, 1378 nucleotides. RefSeq lists its product as uncharacterized. The record is from RefSeq and is a predicted model, not a curated record. The transcript is spliced from 6 exons. Lineage: Eukaryota; Metazoa; Nematomorpha; Gordioida; Chordodea; Parachordodidae. The coding region runs from base 137 to 1372 and encodes 411 amino acids.